This is a messenger RNA of Fundulus heteroclitus (mummichog), 721 nucleotides long. Its product is annotated as galactose-specific lectin nattectin. The transcript is spliced from 7 exons. Lineage: Eukaryota; Metazoa; Chordata; Actinopteri; Cyprinodontiformes; Fundulidae. Bases 94 to 582 code for a protein of 162 amino acids. The record is from RefSeq and is a predicted model, not a curated record.
UGUAUAUAAACCAUUUUCUUUCUUGUUGACGGAACACUGCUUCCAGUGAGUCCCUCUGCUGCUGCUGCUGCUUUGAUUCAUCAUUGUAAAAAGAUGACUUCCGUCCUUCUUUUCACUUUGCUCCUUUGUGGAUUUGGCCUUGAAGUAAACGCCGAAGAUCCUUCAAGUCGAGUUGGUCGCUGUGGCAGAUUCCCUCCUGGGUUCACUUGGUACAACGGCCGCUGUUACCGGUUUGUGAAGCAAGAAAGGGGUUGGUAUGAAGCUGAGAAGGCAUGUAAUGGAUUAAGUGGAAAUCUGGCCUCCAUCCAGACACUGGAUGAGUACGACUUCAUCAGUGAUUUGAUCUACUCAAAGACAGGAUCACACACAAGCACCUGGGUAGGAGGCUACAAGGUGAAGAAAGGUGCUUGGCUUUGGAGUGAUGGGUCACCGUUUACCUUCAGCGGUUGGUCACCAGGAGAGCCCAACAACUCUGGAGGAAAGGAGAACUGCAUGCAAAUCAACUUGAGAGGCAGAAAGUUUGUCAAUGAUGCUGACUGUGACAUCAGACUGUCAUUUGUCUGUUCCAAAGAAGCAUCAUGACUCCCCGAGUGAGUUUGAUACCUCUGACAGAAUCUGCCUCCCAGCAGAACCUCAAGCCUCGAUGACAUCACUUCUGAGAGAUACUGUGAUAUAUCAGAUGUUAUGUCAUGUUUGAAAUAAAUAAAACUGCAUCUACAGA